CACAUACAAACACACACAAUCACACACGAAGAGAGAUCCUCGGGUUCUUCCGUUUGGAGUCGUAAUCAGAGCCUAGACAGGCGCGACAGACGCAUCAACCGGUCUUGGCUUGCGGUUUGAGAUUGUUUACAUCCAAUCAAACAAGUAAGAAAGAAAGUAACCUGCUGCUGAAAUGGACACCUCUGAUCAGCUAGCAUCUGGAACGUUUCAAGUGCUCAAAUUACCUCUGGGAUUUAUCCGUAUUUUGGAAUGGCUCUUUGCCAUUUUUGCAUUUGCAACAUGUGGAGGCUACUCGGGGCAGCUGCGGGUUAGUGUGGACUGCAUGGAGAAGGCCCUAAGCAACCUCAGCAUUGGCAUCGACUUUGCUUAUCCUUUCAGGUUGCACCAGGUGUCCUUUGAAGCGCCCGUGUGUGAGGGUAUUAGGAGGGAACGCGUUUUCCUUAUUGGAGACUAUUCAUCCUCUGCAGAGUUCUUCGUCACCAUUGCUGUCUUUGCCUUCCUGUAUUCCCUCAUGGCCACCGUUGUCUACAUCUUCUUUCAGAACAAGUACCGUGAAAACAACCGAGGACCACUCAUUGACUUUGUAGUGACAGUGGUGUUCUCCUUCAUGUGGCUGGUUAGUUCCUCUGCCUGGGCCAAGGCUCUGUCUGAGGUGAAAAUGGCCACUGAUCCAGAUGAGGUGCAGCUCCUUAUCUCUGCCUGCAAAGUCCAGACUAACAAGUGUGGCUCUGUGCAUGGACCACGCUGGUCCGGACUCAACACCUCAGUGGUUUUUGGGUUUCUCAACUUUGUUCUAUGGGCCGGGAACAUCUGGUUUGUCUUUAAAGAGACCGGUUGGCACAAGGGCGCUACAAGGUUAGCAGGCGGGGCAUCUGAGAAACAGUCUGACGCCUUAAACCAGCAGCGCUACAACCAGGGAAGCUUCGACCAGUCAGGGAGCUACAACACCCAGGGAAACCUCGGACAGCCAUCUGAGUACAGCCAGGUGGGAGGGCCCACCUCCUACUCCAAUCAAAUGUAGCCGUGCCUUUUCGAUUCGUGAGUGGCACUUCUGCAUUUUAAACUAUGGCAAUCAGGGGGUUCUCAGAGAG
Etheostoma spectabile (orangethroat darter) is the source of this 1091-nucleotide messenger RNA. RefSeq names its product synaptoporin a (gene synpra). The record is from RefSeq and is a predicted model, not a curated record. Lineage: Eukaryota; Metazoa; Chordata; Actinopteri; Perciformes; Percidae. The transcript has 6 exons. Bases 173 to 1021 code for a protein of 282 amino acids. Gene Ontology annotation, cellular component: synaptic vesicle; synaptic vesicle membrane.